Messenger RNA from Microbotryum saponariae, 2568 nucleotides. NCBI's taxonomy places the organism in Eukaryota, Fungi, Basidiomycota, Microbotryomycetes, Microbotryales, Microbotryaceae. The record is from the annotation of a GenBank genome assembly.
AUGGCGACCGUACCCCUGUUGUUCUCUCCCUUGCUCUCCCAGACGUUUGACUCGACGCUGUCGUUGCAUUCACCCCCGCCGACUGUGCCGGACUGGAAGGAGGAUCCGAGCGACUCUACCGAGUUCGGCAGCGGCAACGGCAACGGCAACGGCAACGGCAACGGCAGGCUUGGAGGCGGGGUCGUGGGGAGCCAGCAGCACAAGUCGAUGGAAGCCUCGCUGUCCCCCUUCGAGCGGUUGCCACCCGAGUUGAUCGAAGCCAUCGCCUUUUCCGUCUGUCGUCAAUGCCCCGUGGGUGCACCUUCGUCGCUGCUGAGCGUGUUCCUGCUCAGCAAACGCUUCUACGAUGUACUGGGUCCUCGCAACGAGGGCUUCUACGCGGAUCUAUUCCGUCAGCGCUUCGACUGGCGAUCGGUCGAGAGACGAUGGGCAGCAGUAAGUACUCUUCUGCCCCACGUUGUACUUUACUGAAUCGUGUCUGAACUUUGCUCGCACUCUCUUACCAGAUGAAAACGAUUGAGGACAAGCGGGAAAAGAAGUCAGUGCUGCUCGAAUCGGCCACCGAAGCUCGCCCAGCGAACAACCUCAAGUUCACCGUCGGCUCCUUUACCCGGCCCAACUCGCCUUCCGAAUACCUCCUCGAAUCGACGUCGGUGUGGAGACCCCUCAUGAGCCGUGAUCUGGCCAAGGAACUCAAGCGGAGAUGCACGAUCCUCACAAGGAUGCGCUCCGCUGCCAUUACGGGGUCGAUCCCACCCUCGAGCUCUCGACCGUCCAGUCCCAGGAUGCAGGCCAUGGCUUCCUUCGAUGGUCCCGUCUUGACUGAACCGGACGAGCUGACCCAGAAUCUAUGGACUUGCUAUCUGAUGUUGCUCGAGAAUGGUCAGUCUGAGCGUGCAUACUCGGGAGGAUCAGUCUUUCCUGCCCGCUAAUGUCCGCGAAACUCCUGCUCUCUUAGAUGGAAAGAACCUCGCGCACCUCGUUGAAUACGGUCUGAUGCGCGACUACAUGCGACUCUUUUACGAACACUCGCUUUUUACAGAGGCGCUGAACCCGGGUUGGCCACGGCAGACUGCAGGACGAGCGCUCGGGCUAUGGAUCGGCUGGCUCGGCGGCGACGACCUCCGUGCGGAGACGCCCGCAGAAUCUGAGCAACGCUUCUUCGUCCUCAAGCCCUACGUUUUUGGUGCCCACAAGUUCGACGCCUUCCAUGUCCCCUGGACGAUUCCGACGCUCCCUGUAACGCGACAAUCACACCCCAUCGUCCCGCCACCGAUGGGCGCCUUCCUCGCCGAUUUACGCCCGCGCACCCACGCCCAAAUCAUCACCCACAUGGGUCGACGCAUCGAGAUGACCCCACCCGUCUUGGCCCACGCCGCCAUUUUCAGCUUCUUCUACCGCGUCGAGCAAGAUCCGUCACAGGUCUCGGCCGACGUCGUCAACCCAGCCGCAGCUGGGGCCCCACCUCGUUUCCAGCUGCAGAUGAACACCAACGCUCCGACGGCCACCACUGCUGCCGGGGGCGCGGCAACUUUUUCGAGUCGACCCGUCAAAACCGAACUACCUACGCUCGUGUCCAGAUUCCAUGACCGCGAUUUCGCUCGACUCGCCUCGUGCAUCGAUCCUUAUUCGUCGCGAGGGCUACCGACGUUGUGCACCCGAGGCGACCUGGCCGGCUCUUGGGAAGGCCGGUUCUCCUUUUUCGACUUUGAUUCCUAUCGCGAGAUGCUGGGAGGUCGGAUGCGAUCCUUGUACGAAGGACCGUUUGGGGAUCAGCCGCAGGUGUGGAAGAUUGAAGAGACGAUCGUCAAGUUGGGAGCGGGGCAACGUCAGGGUGGCAAAGGACCGAUCUUGAAUGCGGGUUACGAAAUUGGGCAAUUUGGUCCGUUGAGGAGAUCGCAGAGUCUUGAUCGAGGAGCGCCGGCGAUGACUUCGGGAGCUGCGAGUUCAGGAGGAGGGGCGAUGUUGGCCCGUCGAGUGAGUGAGGAUGCGGCACGCCAAUCGAGGACCGACUCGUCGAGCACGAGGGGGAGCAAACGACCUCGGAGUAUUGUCGAAGAGCCGAUCGAAUGGGAAGAAGAUCGAGAGGCCGAAGAUGAGGAUGGUGAUUACGAGAUCUUGUUGUCCGGUUCGGUGAGCCGUGACAGGAUUGACCUGUCCUCGUGUGAAACUCGAUAUUGACUUUUCUGUCGAAACAGGGUCAUUCGGCAUGGGGUCAAUUCAACCUCAAAGGACGCGUGCGGUCCUACGACGGCAUGUUCUCCAUUACGAAAGAGUACACCCCCGAUUCAAGGGGGAGAUGGCUCUAUCGAGGGUACUGCGUAGGUGGUAACCUCGUUGGAAGGUGGAGGGAUACCCAUACGCCGACUAAUAUGUCUGGUUAUGAAGGUCAGUAGGACUCGCGACCAAGCUUACCCGUAUCGACAUCCUGGCUGACACCUCUGUCUUGUACUUCUCCACCCCAGGAACAUUCUUGGUAGGGUUUUUGUUGAUACCAUGUCAUCCAAACAGGCCUGAUCGGACUGACCUAAUCCCUAUUUCGAUGAACAGAUGACUCGUCGAGGUUGA